GGGCAUGCACGUCGCGUUGGUGGCUUCCAUUUCCGUCUCCGGUGCUGUCCUGCCAGUCCGCCUGCCAGUCUGUGUAUGUGAGAGCGUUCCUCUCUCUGGCUGAGUGUGCGUGUUGUGCCUGUAGGUGUGAGGGCGCCAAGUGCUGCGUGUGUCUGCUUAACCACCAGUUAAACAACAACAGUCAAACAAAGACAUUCACUCCACCCGUCAGCACGAGGCUGGCAGCAGAUAAAUAUUUACUUUGACUGAAAAUUGUCAUAGAGUCGCAGCCGCAAUCAAAAAUUGCAGACAAGCUGAGAAAAUUGGAGCGAAAACACGAGGAGAGGAGUCCACAGCGGUAGACGCUGAUAAACAGGCAACAGUUCUGCUGAAACUCCAGCAUGGAAAUGGAUGUUAAUCGCCAGACACGCCACAAUGGCAACCUAAUGACCAUAUCCGCCCGCUGUUCCAACAACAAUUCAGCAGCAGCAGCAGGAACUGAUUCAGGAACCUCUUCGUCGCCACCAAGCGGCUGCUGCGGCAUCUUGAGUCGCCUCUUUUGUGUGAGUCGCCACAAGGCAACGCAGCUGGUGGCUGGCAGCGAGUGCCACAGCAACGAUCCCUUCACGUCUCAGCUGCAUGGCAAGUCGGCCACUGCAUCCGGACAGCGACGCCGACGCACGCCACAGGAAAUCUACUUCGAGAGUCGCGGCAAGUCUUGCAAGAAGCUAUUGAAAUUCAAUGGCAAUUCCAAUAAGAUAUUGCUUUAUCCUGAAGAGGGCUGGGCGCGCACUGCCUCGUCCAGCUAUUGGACCAUCACGCCCUGCUGGUGGCAGCCCAAUCGUUGCCGCAUUGUCGAGUGCGCCGGCACCCAGCGUCGGGCGACAAAGGCACGAAUGCUGCCACUGGAGCAGCAGGGCUCCCUGCUGAUUGCCGGACACUUUGGACACAGAAGCACUGUGCCACUGGCAACGGGUGCGACAGCAACAUCCGGCAGUGUGGCUGCCACUCCAACAACUGCAGCAACAGCCACUGCAGGAGCAGCACCAGCAGCAGCGGGGGCAACGACAGGCGGCUCCUCUCAGAUCACAUCCAAUGGCGGCUGUCACAAGUCACAGCCGGCGUGGAACGACGAGUUCAAGCUGUAUCUGACGUCGAACAUAUCGAUGGAGGACUACAACAUGGGCUACUGCCUCACGGGCUUUGUCGAGCGUCGCUGCCAGCUGACAAACACCUUUCAAAUGACACACUUUGCCGUCAUCAAGCGGCAGUGGCCGCCAUCGCCGUCCAAUCUAAGCAAAUCGUAAGGUUAACCCGUAACUCCCUCCCCUCUCCCAGCCCCACACAUUUGUUGUGAUUGUGAUUCGCUAUUUGGUUUAAAAUUGGAGCUCGAUGUCGAUUUUUGUAACAUUUUUAGCCACUAAGUAGCGUCAAGUAAUUGUUGUGCAAUCUCCCAAAAAACGAAAAACCGAAAUCAAAAGUACAGUCAAAACAUUAGGCCAGUGUCCAGAGAGCUUGCAUGGGCUCGAAGGCAGCGCAAGGUGACUUUACUAGGAAGGUGAUCUCCUCACCACAGUGAAAUCUCGAUCUCCAUCCCUUCCCAGCGCGCGGUGAAUAAGUUAUUGCUUCUCCCCACAGUGGCCGUCAGCUUCCAAGUAAAUUCAUCUUGAGCCCCGACUGCCACUCACUUGCAUGUCUGUGUGUACUUAGCGCGUAAAUUGUAUUUUUAUCUAAAUGUUCUAGAGAAAUGCCAGCAGCAGCAAGAAAAAACUUAGCAGCAAACCCGAAAAAAAACCCAAAAAACCGAAACUCUAUGUGUGCUUUCAGUGUUGUGUAAUACGAAAAAUAAAAUACAAAAUAAAAUACAAGCAAAAAACGCAUGAAAAACUAACUGUUAAAUGCCAAAUGAAACUAAACCGCUUAGUCAACACACACACACACUCACACACAGCAGCACACACACACACACACAGGCACACACUGCAGCACUUGAGCUUGGGCAGCUACUUAAUGCCUCGAAAAAAAUAAAAAUAAAUAAAAGUGCAACAAAUUGAAACUUGUGCUUGUCGAAGCAUGUGAUUGUGAGUGCUACCCAGUAGAAGGGGGCAUGCCACCUACACACACAAGUGUGCAAGAGUGCUGAGUGUGCGUGUGCGUGUGUGUGUGCUGGCUGGGUACUCUCUUCUACGAUAUACAUAAACAUACACACACUUAUAGCAUGUACUUAAACGGCCAUGUUUGCGAAACUUAUUGCCUUUAAGCUUUAAAAUAUAAGCGCAUCAGCAGCAGCAGCAGCAGCAGGAGCAAACAAGCCAAAACAGUAAAUGGCCAUCAAGGCAGCGGAGAAUGUGGAAAAUGCUUAAAGAUUUUCAUAGAAUUUCCAUAGUAAAAACUGCCGCUUAGUGGCCGCAAGUUCAGUCCAUAGUUUGCACUGCGCUUAGCUCUAACGCUUGCUAGCCGUCUAACUAGUAACUAACUAUCACUUCCCCCAAGUCACCAAACUGUCACCCACUCACCACACUUUGACCCACACUCCAACUCACUCACUAUUGUGCUCUGUCGCUCUGUCCCCACUCAUUCACUCACUUUUGAGCAUAAUACGCAACGUAUAUCAACAAUUCGUCCAAUAAUUGGAGUCUUUUUGGCGCACAAAUUGCCAAGAAAUCAAUUUGGCAAGGCCAAAGGCUCCAGUUGCCAAAAGAACCCUAA
Molecule: messenger RNA, 2688 nt
Organism: Drosophila subobscura
Lineage: Eukaryota; Metazoa; Arthropoda; Insecta; Diptera; Drosophilidae
Exons: 2
Coding region: 381-1286 (301 amino acids)
Source: RefSeq, a predicted model, not a curated record